UAAGAUUUUUCAGAAAUAGGGUUAAAACAACCAAAUGUCUGGGAUGAUGAAGCCAAAAUCAUCUUCCACCUGAUUACCACACGCCUCCAACAGUAUCUUAUGCUGACUCAUACUUCAGUAUGUAAAUAAUAAUGUUACUAUAGUUUUGAUAUGCCUCUUCAAUUCCCGCUUAUUAUUUCCAAGGAAGGAUUACUGGACCUAGUGCAUGCGUGGAACAUAAGCUCUCGAACGUGCCAAACUGUGUCCUACCGCUACCGAGACCUACAUAUUUAUCAUUAUAGUAAAUAUAAGUAUAACGCAUAACAAUAUAGUCUGAACGAAUCAAAUUACAACUUUAUUAUAUAGUUUGUCAAUUAAUAUCUAACAACAUAAAUUUAUUUUUUAAAUCCUUUAUCCGCUAUAUAAUCGGGAGACAAUUUUAUUCCAGCCAAAAGCACAGCUUCGAUAGAAAACAUAAGCUAUAAACUUGUCUCUUAUUAAGCAAAGAAAAUGUGUGCAUUGGUCCCUCCAUUGUUCCGAAACUUCGGUUGGUCGUUGACGGGAGAGUACGAGAGCUACUACGGUGGUGGAGAUCACCUCACCAACGGCACAAUUUUUGAUUUUCCGGAGACUUUUGGAGUGGUUCAUCAACAGAACAGAUUAUGGGUUUCUGUUUCGUCAGAAGGAAUUGGAAUAGACAAGAAUCCGGUUGUAACCAAGAAGCUUAAACACAAUGCAAGCGAGCGUGACCGUCGCAAGAAGAUAAACUCUUUGUUCUCAUCUCUGCGUUCAUGUCUUCCAGCCUCUGAUCAGUCGAAGAAGUUAAGUAUUCCUCAAACAGUUUCGAGGAGCUUGAAGUACAUACCAGAGCUGCAAGAGGAAGUGAAGAAGCUAAUACAAAAGAAGGAAGAAUUUUUGGUGCGAGUAUCGGGUCAAAGAGACAUUGAACAUCACGUUAAGCAGCAACCAAAGGUGGUUGCGCGUUAUGUCUCGACUGUGUCUGUGACUAGGCUUGGAGACAACAAAGUGAUGGUCCAAAUCUCAUCGUCCAAGAUUCAUAGCUUUUCGAUAUCUAAUGUGUUAAGUGGGUUAGAAGAAGAUGGGUUUGUUCUUGUGGAUGUUUCAUCCCCAAGGUCUCAUGAUGAAAGGCUUUUCUACACUUUGCAUCUUCAAAUGGGAUAUAUUGAUUACAAGAUGAAUUGCACAGAAUUAAGUCAGAGGAUUUUGUAUUUGUACGAGGAAUGUGGGAACUCAUUUAGAAGAUAACUUGUUUUGUUUCUUUUCGUUAUGUCGUUCCUUUCUCUUGAACAUCGAACAUUCUUGAUCCCUGAGCAUUGUAAUUGAGUUGUUUCGGUUUACUAUGCAAAUAAUAUUACAGAAUUAAAAUUUUAAUUCUUUUUAUUUACUUCGACUCAACAUUACUGGUAAUAUACUCUUGUUUGGAAAUUUCGCUAGGUGUUGUACAUAACUUGAAUAGGCCUACUGAAUGGUGAAAAUAUCAAAAAUUAUCAGAGAUUUAUUUUUGCCAGCACAUGCGCGCAUAAUUCUCUUAUUACUUUUUAAUAAAUAUAUAUUAGUUUAAAAAUUGAAAUUUUAAUUCAAAUAUUAAAUUUAUACUAUUUUAUGAAUCUUUUAGUUUCUUAAUUUUACUUUUACUGAUUUAAAACAUUAUUUUGGAUAAAACAUUAAUAUAUUAAUUUAAAAUAUGUUGUUAUCUAAUUAAAUAAACAUAUAUC
This is a messenger RNA of Brassica napus (rape), 1715 nucleotides long. Its product is annotated as transcription factor ORG2-like. Gene Ontology annotation, molecular function: protein dimerization activity; DNA-binding transcription factor activity, RNA polymerase II-specific; RNA polymerase II transcription regulatory region sequence-specific DNA binding. Lineage: Eukaryota; Viridiplantae; Streptophyta; Magnoliopsida; Brassicales; Brassicaceae. Gene Ontology annotation, cellular component: RNA polymerase II transcription regulator complex. Bases 490 to 1245 code for a protein of 251 amino acids. Gene Ontology annotation, biological process: regulation of transcription by RNA polymerase II. The transcript has 2 exons. The record is from RefSeq and is a predicted model, not a curated record.